Molecule: messenger RNA, 1603 nt
Organism: Planococcus citri (citrus mealybug)
Lineage: Eukaryota; Metazoa; Arthropoda; Insecta; Hemiptera; Pseudococcidae
Product: 1,5-anhydro-D-fructose reductase-like
Exons: 7
Coding region: 325-1311 (328 amino acids)
Cellular component (GO): cytosol
Molecular function (GO): aldose reductase (NADPH) activity
Source: RefSeq, a predicted model, not a curated record
AAGAAGUGAAGGAUACCCAUUACCAACACAUACGUAAAAUAGUCUACUGGGUUUAUGGCUGUAUCGUCAUUUACUGAGCAAUCGGUGACGCGAUAGGUGAUACAUCCGCGAUUUGGGUAUAUCCCCAGACACCAACUACCGGUCGUGUUGAACGUUGCUCAUUAUCUUGUAGUUAUAAACCUGUUCGCGUUCUACGAGUGAGCACGUUAAUAUUCGACCAAGUUAUCAAUUCUUCGGACGUUAAUUUUUUGUUCGAUAUUUUUAGUUAAUAUUUCCAAGUUUUUUUUUCUGUGUUGAGAAGUGUACUAAAGUGAAAAUUUAAAAAUGAGUUAUAAAGAUCAGUUGUGUUUUGAUCUAAAUGAUGGAACUAAAAUGCCAGCUGUCGGAUAUGGAACUUGGCAGUCUGAAGAAGCUGACUUGAUAAAAGCUCUAAAUACAGCUUUGGAAGUCGGAUAUCGACAUAUCGAUACGGCUAUCGUGUACUUCAAUGAGCACGUCAUCGGUAAAGUUCUACAAGAAUGGUUUUCAUCUGGUAAAUUGAAAAGAGAAGAUAUUUACAUCACUACUAAGCUACCAUUCAACGCUUACAGAGCUCGCUCGGUUGAAAAAUACAUAAAAAAGUCGUUAGAAAAUUUAAAGCUUGAUUAUCUCGACAUGUAUCUGAUCCAUGGACCAUUUGGAUUCGUAGAAGGCGAAGAAUUCUUUCCCAAAAACGAAGACGGCAAAUUCAAACUCGAUUACGAUAUCGAUCAUGUAUCUUUGUGGAAGGCGAUGGAAGAGCAAGUAGACGCUGGACGAACAAAAUCCAUCGGUAUAUCGAACUUCAACAUAAACCAAAUCCAGCGACUUUUAGAUAACUCUAGAAUACCGCCAGCUAAUUUACAAGUCGAAUUACACAUCAAUAUGCAACAAAAACCACUGGUCGAGUUUUGUAAAAAAAAUAAUAUCGUUGUAACAUCGUAUUCUUCUCUCGGAUCUCCUGGAACUAUGGUCAAAUUUGGAAAAACAGUGCCAACUUUAAUGGAAAAUCCUAGUGUAGUUAAAAUAGCUGAAAAAUAUGGAAAAUCUCCAGCUCAAAUUGCCUUACAAUUUAUUGUCCAACAAGGUAUCGUUAUUAUACCAAAAAGCGUAAAUGAAAAAAGAGUUGCGGAAAAUUUCAAGAUUUUAGAUUUUAAAAUUGACGAUGAAGAUAUGGAAACUUUGAAGGGAUUAGAUCAAGGAGAAGCAGGUCGAGUUUUAGCAUUCCAUGAACAUUUUCCAGGAGUCGAAAAACAUCCAGAAUAUCCAUUUCCCUUUUUAGAAAAAGAAUAAUUUUUCUUCGAAAAAUGGAACAAUUAUUAUUACGAUUACCUACUCGCACAUUCCAACAUCAUCACCUGCUUAUCGUCAGAAUCAAUAAACCUAGCUUUUGUGAUUGUGAUUACAUCUUAAAGCUGAAAAAAGUUGGAUAGAGGAAGCUUUUAAUCUCUUGUGAUAGAUUUCACGUGCUACAGUUUUAUAUGAUCAUACAUGCCUAUUUUUUUCUUUAUUAGAUGCAUUAAGUAUUACAUUGUUUUAUUUUGUUACGUUGGUAAAAUAAUACAUUAUAAAUUUAUUCUUGAUA